GUUACUCAACACAACACGGGUUAGGUACCAUUGCCCACUUUGAGUCGUUCUCCUGGCGCCAGUGUUACAAGAUGCUACUCAAGAUCGCUGCUGUUUGCCUUUUUGCCAUUUUGGCUCUUUGUCCCCCUGUCGUCCAAGGUCAGGUAGCAUCUGUGGUCCCAGAGGAUUGCCUGGGAUGUUUGUGCCAGGCCAGUACAGGUUGUAACAUGACGAUUCCUUGCACAUCUGGUCACCAAUACCUUUGCGGCCCCUUCCUUAUUUCUUGGGCUUAUUGGGCAGACGCAGGCAAAUUCGUUCUAGCGAACGAUGACCCUGAACGGAAAGGAGCUUUCGAGGCGUGUGUCCAAGAUGCUGUGUGCGCUGGAGAAACUGUUCGUGGAUACAUGGCAAAGUUUGCUCAGGAUUGCAAUGGAGAUGGCGCCAUUAACUGUGAUGACUACGCCCACCUCCACAUUUUAGGUGGAUUCGGCUGCAACGCACCAAUUGCUCAGACACCUUUCUACCAAGGUUAUCUUGCAUGCAGAAACACAGUUCAGUCUUUGUCGGGUUGAUUUUUUUAUCGUAACUUAUCGCCGUUGCUAGCCGAAAAUUUUCUUACGUUGUGUUAAAAGUCUUUUGGGAUUUAGUAAUUUAAACGAAAAAAUUUGCAUUGCUGAUGUGUUUAUAUCGACGUAUUAUUAAAUACACGCUUGGUCAUGAAA
Molecule: messenger RNA, 701 nt
Organism: Daphnia magna
Lineage: Eukaryota; Metazoa; Arthropoda; Branchiopoda; Diplostraca; Daphniidae
Product: lysozyme
Exons: 4
Coding region: 72-551 (159 amino acids)
Molecular function (GO): lysozyme activity
Source: RefSeq, a predicted model, not a curated record